Acomys russatus (golden spiny mouse) is the source of this 1360-nucleotide messenger RNA. It is a transcript of the gene Macir, whose product is annotated as macrophage immunometabolism regulator. The record is from RefSeq and is a predicted model, not a curated record. NCBI's taxonomy places the organism in Eukaryota, Metazoa, Chordata, Mammalia, Rodentia, Muridae. The coding region runs from base 550 to 1173 and encodes 207 amino acids. Gene Ontology annotation, biological process: negative regulation of fibroblast migration; negative regulation of cytokine production involved in inflammatory response. The transcript is spliced from 3 exons.
CGGCGGUCAGACCUUGAGAAGCGGCCCAUUGUGAAGCUGCCAAAGUCGCUCUAGUGGUGGAAUCUGCAAAUCUCGGCCAGAAAGGAACCCAGAUCGCGAAGGGAAUGACGGCCGCGUGUUUUCCCCUUGGCAAGUGUCUGCCUUGCUGGAAGACUCCCGGGCUCUCUGCCCACGCCGCGUUGCUCGGAGUGGGCUGACGAUUUCUGCAGAACCAGGGUUUGCGUGUGGUGUGAUGUAGUGUGUGUGCGCGUGUGCGUGUGUGUGUGUGUAUCUCUGUGUGCACGCGAGCGAGCGCGCGCUCGAGGCUGGAAGACUCUGGAAACACUGGAACUGAACUUUUUCAUCCUUCCUAGACGAAUACGCUUGGAAACAGCAACAUUGUACUCUGUUAGCGGCUCCUAGCCAGGAAAGCAGAUGCUACACAAGAUCUCUUGAGUAUCUGGAGUAGAACAGAGAAAUUAUUAUGCCUGUGCUCUCUUGGGACUCUUUGGAAGCUGCACAGUGACGUCAUCUGGGAUUUAGUCUGGGGUGUGCAGCCUGGUGCCUAAGAUGGAAGUAGAUAUAAACGGGGAGUCCAGAAGUACCCUGACCACCCUGCCCUUACCUGUGGCUGAGGGGAGCUCGCCAGGAAAAGCCGAGGCCGAGAAACCCCGCUGCUCUAGCACGCCAUGCUCUCCCAUGCGUCGGACUGUGUCUGGUUAUCAGAUCCUCCACAUGGACUCUAACUAUUUGGUUGGCUUCACAACUGGCGAGGAACUCCUGAAGCUAGCCCAGAAGUGCACGGGAGGGGAAGAGAGCAAGGGAGAAGCCGUGCCUCCCCUGCGCUCUAAACAGCUGGAUUCAGGACUUGCGCGCUCCUCACGUCUGUAUAAAACAAGAAGUAGAUUCUAUCAGCCAUAUGAGAUUCCAGCUGUUAAUGGCAGGCGGCGAAGGCGGAUGCCCAGCUCAGGAGACAAGUGCACCAAAUCCUUACCUUAUGAACCUUAUAAGGCCCUCCAUGGGCCCUUGCCUCUCUGUCUUCUUAAAGGUAAGAGGGCUCACUCCAAAUCCCUGGACUACCUCAAUCUAGAUAAAAUGAACAUCAAGGAGCCAGCUGACACAGAAGUGCUACAGUACCAGCUUCAACACCUGACCCUCCGAGGGGACCGAGUGUUUGCUAGGAACAACACAUGAAUGGCUCGCUCAGAGUUUAAACCACUUUAGGUUAGCCUGUACUCGGCUAGAGAAAAAUCUACUGUCGUACUCUGUACAUGACCCUUCACGUUAGAGAUGGUUAUAUCAGCUAAGUGUUCCUGGAACAUAAAAAAAAAAUUGUUUGGAUCAAGUUUUGGAUACAGGAAUGAAAUCACAGGUACUUGGG